AUGGCCCCGGCCCGCCGCCCCGCCGGAGCCCGCCUGCUGCUCGUCUGCGCGGGCCUGCUGGCCGCCGCCGCGGGGAGCCGCGCCCUCGAGGAGCCGCCGCCCGGGAACGAGCUGCCCGCGGAGACCGCGGAGCCGACCGCCCGCCCGCCGGAACCCACCACUGAGAAUGUGCACAGCAUCGAUCCCCGGGACACCUGGAUGCUUUUCGUCAGGCAGAGUGACAAGGGUGUCAAUGGCAAGAGACGGAGCAGGACCAAGGCUAAGAAGCCGAAGCUCGGCCUGCCAGGGCCCCCUGGGCCUCCUGGUCCCCAGGGCCCCCCAGGCCCCAUCAUCCUGCCCGAGACACUGCUGAAGGAGUUCCAGCUGCUGCUGAAAGGCGCGGUGCGGCAGCGCGAGCGCGCGGAGCCCGAGCCCUGCGCGCACAGCCCCGCGGAGCCGGCCACCGCGGGGGACAACGACGACGAGGAGGCGGGGGCUGUGCUGGCUCUGCUGGCCGCGCCCCUGGGCGCCGGGAUGCGGGCGCCGCGCGUGGAGGCCGCUUUCCACGGCCGCCUGCGGAGGGACGUGUCGGUGGAGCGGCGCGCGCUGCACGAGCUCGGCGGCUACGACCAGCCCGACGCCGAGGGCGCCUUCCGCCGCGGCCCGGGCCUGAACCUGACCAGCGGCCAGUACGCGGCGCCCGUGGCCGGCUUCUACGCGCUCGCCGCCACACUGCACGUGGCGCUCGCGGAGCCGCCGAGGCGGGGCCCGCCGCGCCCCCGGGACCGCCUGCGUCUGCUCAUCUGCAUCCAGUCCCGGUGCCAGCACAACGCCUCCCUGGAAGCUGUCAUGGGCCUGGAGAGCAGCAGCGAGCUCUUCACCAUCUCUGUAAAUGGUGUCCUGUAUCUGCAGGCAGGGCAGUACACCUCCGUCUUCUUGGACAACGCCAGCGGCUCCUCUCUCACAGUGCGCAGUGGCUCCCACUUCAGUGCUGUCCUUCUGGGUGUGUGAGCGGCUGCCGCAGGCCCCUCCUCUUGCUGGGCAAGUGGAGUGGGGGUCUGAACAGUGUCUAGAGGUGUUGGAGUGGCAGUGGCCACAUGCAGGAGGAAGCCCACAUGGACCUCUGCCAACCCUGGCCACCACAGUUCAGCCCAGAGACUGCCACUACAGGCAGGCCUGUGGAGGUGACGUGCAAGCAGGUGGUCUCUGAACCGGGUGUUAUUUUGGGAUGCCACCUUCUAGAAGGGGAAAAGCCUACAGGCUGUUAUCCUGGGAAUGUUCUACAUACCCAGGAGCACUGCUUUUUCCCCAGCUGUGGACCCAGGCUCCAUCCUGGCCUGUUGGGCAGCUUGCCUGAAUGGCAGUUUCUUUCUGGUGGCCCAGCCCACCUUUUCCAUGUUAGCCUUCUCAUGGACUGCAGGGAGCUCUGGCCGAGGACCCUCCCUGGAGGAGCGUCAUCCUGCACAGGGCUAAGGAGCCGCCAAGGGGAAGCGAGCUGUGUGUCCUCACUGCGCAGAGGGGAGCCCGGGCUGGCAUGGCCAACAGCCUUUUACUCCCCCUUGUUUCCAUCUGGGCUCCCUGAUCCUGCCUGCCGCCCUGCCAACUAGGCCUCCACCUGCCUGUGGACCUCAGGGCGCUGGUUGGCCUGCAGUGACUAUAGAACCUGAGACUCUCGCCAUGGACCCUUAGCACAGCAGCCUCAGGGGCCAGAGGGACGCUGGACAGAGGCUUAUGGGGGGACAUACAGUUUGGGCCCAGCUUCCAGGAGUUGUUUCCACUUCUGAUGUAUGCAAGAUCAACUCACAAGUUCAUCUUGCAAAUUGUCUUUCCAAAUGUGAGCUACUCUCUUCUCCUCUGCAAGUCCUUUCACAGACAAGGCUCUCUUUUACCUUCAAGAGGCCAACAAGAUCUUUUUCUCUAUGCCGCCUGAGGCUCUGACUCCCUGCUAGGAUCCCCUCACCAAAAGAAAGAUCUAGAAUGCCUUUGCAGAUUAGCAACGGCUUAGCCAGCUGACCCAUCACCUGAAUAAGUGAAGCAGAGGCUUCCCCCAGGAUGAUAGCUCCUGCUUCAUGGGGUGGCCCAACCUAGCAGGGCCCAGUGGCUCUGGGAUGAUCUUUCAAAGCAUCUUUUCCACUUGGGUGGCAAUGUGGCUCUACGCACAGACAGAUGGUGCCGAGAAACAGUGGCCUUGGGAAAGCUAGUUUCAAGCCCGCCAUGCUCCUGUGGUAGUGAUGGGACUUGGGGGUUGGGAAGAAUGUUCCCAUGAGGAGACAAAGGGCUGCAGCUUGCCUAUAUGUAGCUUCCCACAUUUCCCCCAAAGUGCAGGACUGCCCCCAGAGUAAGUAAUGAAGACGACAAGGCCUUCAGCAGCUACUUCCAGGGCCCCCACUGCCUGCUGAAGAAACAUUAACCCCAGCUCUUCCCCCACACACAAUGGGCUACAAGGGACCUGUUGCCACAGGACCUCCUUGGGACCACGCUGGCCUGAGGGUGCUCAGGAAUGGGAGAGAAGGGGAUAACGGCCUCAGGAUGAGGUGACCACAGCCAGGCCUGAAUGAUCCCCAGGUCUGGCUUCCAUCCCCACACUCCAGCAUCAAUCUCCCCCAAAGCAGGGCCCUCGAGCGCGAUAAUACACAAACCAACCACUCUGUGCCCCUUGGGCACAGGCCUGGCCCGAUUCUCAGUAGGGCUUGUACCCACCCUACCAGGAAGGACAGGGCUGGCUGGGCCCUGUGUCCCGCACACUUUGAUAAGGGGAGGCAUGGCCACACCUUUCUCUGGAUUUCACUUUGUAUGCAGUGGGCACAAAUAUUUUACAGAAGUUAUCUUUUACCCUUGAAAAAGCCACAUAGCCACAUCUCUUUUAUUUUCUCAAUGUGUGUUCUACAGCAAUUUAUUGAAGAAGUAUUUAUUGUAUAAUAUUGCCAGGUGAAAUAUAUUUAUGUAACUGAC
Messenger RNA from Cynocephalus volans (Philippine flying lemur), 2931 nucleotides. RefSeq names its product erythroferrone (gene ERFE). Bases 1 to 990 code for a protein of 329 amino acids. The transcript has 8 exons. The record is from RefSeq and is a predicted model, not a curated record. NCBI's taxonomy places the organism in Eukaryota, Metazoa, Chordata, Mammalia, Dermoptera, Cynocephalidae. Gene Ontology annotation, molecular function: hormone activity.